UGUUUUUGUAGGGUAUCAUCACCUUAUUUUAAUUGAGGCCAUUCUUCUCUCACUCACUCUCUCUCUCUCUCUCUUGCCUCGCCUGCAUUAAAUGAUAUCUCUCUCUCAUCUUGGGCGUCCAAAAUUCGAAUUUGCUUUUCUUCUUGUUUACUAAGUGAAGAACACGAGAAGCCCGUCGUUAGUUGUACGGUUGCAGUAAGAAUCAAGAAAUAUCAAACUCCCCACGCGAUCCAUCACUUUCUCUGUUAGUUAUAACUUCUCCAGCGGCCAGCCGCCCGGACGGACUUUUAGCUUCCACUUUUUUCUGACGCCGGCGACGACAAAUCCAACGCCGGCCUGAUUGGAUCAAAUAAACAUUUAAAAUGCCGCAGGAAAUGAGCAACUUGAGUUCUGCAUUUAGCAAUUAUAGUCCUGGAGGGAAGUUGAGAGGACUCAAGAGUUUGGUCCAUUCUGAAGAUACCUUCAAUGACCUUGACUUUGCUCAAAGAAAAGCUGAAGAAGCAGCCGCAAGGAGGUACGAGGCGGCGGAAUGGCUGCGUCAGAUGGACCACGGUGCACCAGCGGUCCUGCCCAAAGAACCCACUGAAGAGGAGUUCUGUUUGGCUCUUCGCAAUGGCCUCAUUCUCUGCAAUGUCCUCAACAAAGUCAAUCCCGGAGCAGUUCACAAGGUGGUUGAAAUUCCAAUGGUGGAUGUGUCCUGUGAGGGUGCUGCCCAGUCUGCUAUCCAGUAUUUCGAAAAUAUGAGGAAUUUUCUUGUUGCUGUUGGCCGAAUGCAGCUUCUUACAUUUGAAGCAUCUGAUCUUGAAAAGGGUGGCUCAUCCAGCAAAGUUGUGGACUGCAUUUUAUGCCUGAAAGGGUACUAUGAAUGGAAGCAAGCUGGAGGAAUUGGAGUUUGGAGGUAUGGUGGAACUGUGAGGAUCACAUCAUCCCCUAAGGCAUCCUCAUCUUCAUUUGCUGGCAGCGAUAGCGCGGAUGAGUCACUGGAUGAUUCUGAAUCGUCUAAUUUUGAACAACUACUGGAGUUUCUGCAGCUACCUAGUGAAUUCUCGGCUGAAGAAUCCAGUGCAGCCAAUGCUAUGGCCUUCUUCUUUGAUCGCUUUGGUCUUAGUCUUCUAAAAGCUUAUUUAACGGAACGAAAUGGGAUUGAAGAUUUGCCUUUGAAUUCAAUGGUGAUUGAUGCUGUGCUAAGGAAAGCCGUAAGGGACUUAUCUGGAUUGCUGGUUUCUCAAAGCAAUCAGCUUAGAGUGCUACUCAAGCAAAUAUUGGGUGAUAACUGCAGUCCUAUAUCAAGAUCUGAAUUUCUGGAAGCCAUAUCUAAUUACCUUAGCCAUAGAACGAGUUUGAUCUCAAGUGAUAUCUCCAAAUUCUGCAUUUGUGGUGGAAAACGUGAACUCAGCUUGCAUAGCAUCAGUUAUUCAGCUAGUAAUGAAGUAGUUGAUCUCCACCAAAAAGAGUUAGAGGAACUGAAAAACUUAUAUAGAAGGACAAGGCUAGAAGUCCUGCAUUAUCAGUCAGGGUGGGAGGAAGAAUUUAGACGGUUUGAGCACCAUAUUAAAGGCCUUGAAGUAGCUGCUGAUUCUUAUCACAAAGUUUUGGACGAAAACCGUCAGCUCUAUAAUCAAGUUCAAGACCUUAAAGGGACCAUUAGAGUUUAUUGUAGAGUGAGGCCUUUUCUGCCUGAACAAUCUGAUACACAGUCCAGUGUAGAUUACAUUGGAGAAAAUGGAGACAUCAUGAUAGUCAAUCCUCAUAAGCAUGGCAAAGAUGCAAGGAAGAUUUUCACUUUCAACAAGGUUUUUGGAACUCAAGUGACUCAAUCACAAAUAUAUGCUGACACUCAGCCAUUGGUUAGAUCCGUUCUUGAUGGUUACAAUGUUUGUAUUUUUGCGUAUGGACAGACUGGCUCGGGAAAGACAUAUACAAUGAGUGGCCCGGAUAUGACUACAGAGGAUACCUGGGGUGUGAAUUAUCGUGCAUUGCGUGAUCUGUUCUACAUUUCACAGACUCGAAGUGACAUUAUAGAAUAUGAAGUAGGAGUACAAAUGAUCGAGAUAUACAAUGAACAAGUGAGAGAUCUAUUGGUCAUUGAUGGGACUAAUAGGAGAUUAGACGUACGCAACAAUUCUCAACUUAAUGGCCUGAAUGUUCCUGAUGCAAGUCUGAUUCCAGUUAGAUGUACCGAAGAUGUUCUUGAUUUGAUGAAAAUCGGACAAAAAAACCGUGCUAUUGGUGCCACUGCUCUAAAUGAGCGGAGUAGCCGUUCUCAUAGUAUUCUAACGGUUCAUGUUCGAGGAAAAGAACUGGUAUCGGGAUCUAUACUGAAGGGUUGUCUUCACCUAGUUGAUCUAGCUGGAAGUGAAAGAGUGGAUAAAUCAGAGGCCGUUGGCGAAAGAUUGAAGGAAGCUCAGCAUAUAAACAGAUCGUUGUCUGCAUUGGGGGAUGUCAUAUCUGCUCUUGCUAAGAAAAGUUCACAUAUUCCUUAUCGAAAUAGCAAGCUCACUCAAGUAUUACAAGAUUCUCUAGGAGGCCAGGCAAAGACCUUGAUGUUUGUGCAUAUAAAUCCCGAUCUCAAUGCAUUGGGAGAGACAGUCAGCACUCUGAAAUUUGCUGAGAGGGUUGCCUCUAUUGAUCUUGGGGCUGCUCGAUCUAGCAAGGAAACUGGUGAAAUUCGAGACAUGAAAGAAGAGAUCUCGAACUUGAAGUUAGCGCUGGAGAAGAAGGAAGCCGAACUUGAACACUUGCAAAAAGGUGUUAACACCAGAGGCGCAGCAUCACCUCUUCGUAUGCAUAGGAAUGGUGCAAAUUCUAGCUUCAAACCGGAAUCUAGUCAGCUAUCUGUUGAUGAAACUCGAAGCACUGAGGUCAGAAGCUCUUCCUCAGGUAAACAGCGAAGGUCGCCAUUCCCUUCUAAGUUUAUAGACAAGGAUUCUAUACCAAAAAUGUCAUUAAUUACUGAAGAGGGACCGGUGCCCUCAAAUAAGGCAAGAUCACCUUCUCCUCCAGUUAGAAGGUCAGUAUCGACCGAUAGAGGCGCCCAUAUCAAGAGUAGGAUCAAGCCUGAGAUGAGUGAAAACCCGCCAGUUAUGAAACUACCCUUUCCUGCUAGAGUUCCUGUCACUGUCAAUAAGUCUCUUACUGGUGUACCCUCUAUAUUUCCAUCGUCGGGUAGCUUGCAAGGACCUCACGGUUCACGAGGGUCGUUGAAGCAGGAAAAUAUCACCGAUGUUCUUUACAGCCUCCAAAGGAUGAAUGUGGGAAAAAUUCAACCAGACACUGAACAAGAGCAGUUUAAGCAAGUGCUUAAUGUAAGGCAAGGCGGAAUUAGAAAAGGCAAACAUGAUGGCAAGGCAAAGGCUAAGCAUCAGUUAUCGACUAAAAUACAGAUAACAUCAGACGUUUCUGUGACAUUGCUAUCUGAUGGGAGCUCGAUGGAUGAGGCUCAGAGAAGUGAUGCUUCCGAGGCUGAGAAUGACCACUACAUACCUGUUGGAUCACAUGCCGGUACCAUAAGGAUGACGAAGAACCUUCCAAGGAGCUUCUCAAGAAACUCUCAGAAUGUUGAACCAAGGGAAAUGACACAGAGAAUGGAAAGCUUAUUGGAUAAACCGUCAUAUACCAAUAACAUUCUACCUAAUAUGAAGGAGCCAGGUAUCUCGUUUAUUCCUGAAUUCAGGAAACCCAAUGACAAGCCUUCAAACGGAACCAGCACCCUAAGGAGUGCACGAGAAGUGAACAACUCAUCGGCUCCUGAGAUGAGGAGGAGCCGAUCUACACCACGAGGGAAAUUUAUGGUUUAACCACGAGAAAAAUUUUCAUCUUGAGGCCAUUAUUUUGGAUCCAUUAUAUCACACUCGAGAGUUCUUGUACAGCCUUUCUUAUACUUAUAUAUACUUUGGAGCCCUUGCCCCGUACGCACUUAAAGAAGGUUAGGAUGUUGAAGUUGUUGGAGUUUGGAAACAAUCAUUUGGCUCUUGAGCCAACUUUAAACGUUGUGUACUGUAGUGUGAAACUGUCGCGUUUUAGAGCUUGUUGGUGUGCAUAGAUACAAAGUUUUGUGUUCUUUUACUUGUAGAAAGGGUAGAAUGAAAAGCCUCUGGAAGAUGUAUGAACAUGGAAAGUGUUUUUAUGUGAAAAUGAAAGUAAUGGGAGAUCAUCCAAUCUAGUAUA
This is a messenger RNA of Ipomoea triloba (trilobed morning glory), 4167 nucleotides long. RefSeq names its product kinesin-like protein KIN-14F. Gene Ontology annotation, molecular function: microtubule motor activity; ATP binding; microtubule binding. The record is from RefSeq and is a predicted model, not a curated record. The transcript has 18 exons. Lineage: Eukaryota; Viridiplantae; Streptophyta; Magnoliopsida; Solanales; Convolvulaceae. Bases 363 to 3797 code for a protein of 1144 amino acids. Gene Ontology annotation, biological process: microtubule-based movement.